AUGCUGGAUCUGUACUAUCUCCCCGGAUCAUCACCGUGCCGUGCGGUACAGAUGGUGGCCGCCGCCCUGAACGUUCCGCUAAACCUCAAGUUCCUCAACCUUAUGGCAGGUGAACACCGGAAACCGGAGUACGUCCAAUUAAACCCACAGCGUUCCAUCCCGACGCUCGUCGACUGUGACCGGACGCGGCUGUUCUUCGAUGCAUGCGUCCUCUAUCCACGUUUUACCGAUCUCUACCAUCCGGUGGUGUUUGGUGGUGCAACACCAGAACCGAAGAAGGUGGCCGCAUUCGAAGGUGCCCUCGCGGUUCUGGAUACAUUCCUCGGUCAGAGUGCAUUCGUAGCUGGAGCUCGUAUGACGAUCGCCGACAUAAGCCUGUUUGCAACGCUGGCCACAGCCUGUGCCCUCCGGUUCCAGCUCAACCCGUUCGCGAAUGUCCACCGUUGGUACGGUGCGAUGCUGGAACACUGUCCCGGUGCCGCAUUGAACGUUGCCGGAGCGAAGGACUUUUGCUCGUACAAAUAA
Messenger RNA from Anopheles darlingi, 525 nucleotides. Its product is annotated as glutathione S-transferase 2-like. Gene Ontology annotation, biological process: glutathione metabolic process. The transcript has 2 exons. NCBI's taxonomy places the organism in Eukaryota, Metazoa, Arthropoda, Insecta, Diptera, Culicidae. The record is from RefSeq and is a predicted model, not a curated record. Gene Ontology annotation, molecular function: glutathione transferase activity. The coding region runs from base 1 to 525 and encodes 174 amino acids.